This is a messenger RNA of Arvicola amphibius (Eurasian water vole), 3173 nucleotides long. It is a transcript of the gene Ptpn12, whose product is annotated as protein tyrosine phosphatase non-receptor type 12. Gene Ontology annotation, cellular component: cytoplasm; nucleus. NCBI's taxonomy places the organism in Eukaryota, Metazoa, Chordata, Mammalia, Rodentia, Cricetidae. The record is from RefSeq and is a predicted model, not a curated record. The transcript has 18 exons. Gene Ontology annotation, molecular function: non-membrane spanning protein tyrosine phosphatase activity. The coding region runs from base 71 to 2389 and encodes 772 amino acids. Gene Ontology annotation, biological process: peptidyl-tyrosine dephosphorylation.
GAGCGAGCUGGGGAAGACGGAGCGGGCGCUGCGGCGCGCGGGCGGCCGGCGGGGGGAAGGCGGCGGGAGGAUGGAGCAAGUGGAGAUCCUGAGGAGGUUCAUCCAGCGGGUGCAGGCCAUGAAGAGUCCGGACCACAAUGGGGAGGACAACUUCGCCCGGGACUUCAUGCGAUUAAGAAGAUUGUCUACCAAAUAUAGAACAGAAAAGAUUUACCCCACAGCCACUGGAGAAAAAGAAGAGAAUGUUAAAAAGAACAGAUAUAAGGACAUACUGCCAUUCGACCACAGCCGAGUCAAGCUCACCUUGAAGACUCCCUCUCAAGAUUCAGACUACAUCAAUGCAAAUUUUAUUAAGGGCGUCUAUGGGCCAAAAGCAUAUGUGGCAACCCAAGGGCCUUUAGCGAAUACGGUCAUAGACUUCUGGAGGAUGAUAUGGGAGUACAAUGUUGUGAUCAUCGUCAUGGCCUGUCGAGAAUUUGAGAUGGGAAGGAAAAAGUGUGAGCGAUAUUGGCCUUUGUAUGGAGAAGAUCCUAUAACGUUUGCACCGUUUAGAAUUUCCUGUGAAAAUGAGCAAGCAAGAACAGACUACUUCAUUCGGACACUUUUACUUGAGUUUCAAAAUGAAUCCCGCCGGCUCUAUCAGUUCCAUUAUGUGAACUGGCCAGACCACGAUGUUCCUUCAUCCUUCGAUUCUAUUCUGGACAUGAUCAGCUUAAUGCGGAAAUACCAGGAACAUGAAGAUGUGCCUAUUUGUAUUCAUUGCAGUGCAGGCUGUGGAAGAACAGGUGCUAUUUGUGCCAUAGAUUACACAUGGAACUUACUAAAAGCUGGGAAAAUUCCAGAGGAAUUUAAUGUAUUUAAUUUAAUACAAGAAAUGAGAACCCAGAGGCACUCUGCAGUACAAACAAAGGAGCAGUAUGAGCUUGUUCAUAGAGCUAUUGCCCAAUUGUUUGAGAAACAGCUACAACUGUAUGAAAUUCAUGCAGCACAGAAAAUCGCUGAUGGUAAUGAAAUCACCCCUGGAAAUAUGGUCAGCUCUGUUGAUAGUGAGAAACAAGACUCUCCUCCUCCAAAGCCACCGCGGACUAGGAGUUGCCUUGUAGAAGGGGAUGCCAAGGAAGAAAUACUGCAGCCACCGGAACCUCACCCGGUGCCACCCAUCUUGACGCCUUCUCCCCCUUCAGCCUUUCCAACCGUUACUACUGUGUGGCAGGACAAUGACAGAUACCACCCAAAGCCAGUGUUACACAUGGUUUCAUCAGAACAACAUUCAGCAGACCUCAACAGAAAUUAUAAUAAAUCUUCAGACCUUACAGGGAAAAACGAAUCACCUAUUGAACAUGUAGAUAAAAAAUUAGAGCGAAAUUUAAGUUUUGAGAUUAAGAAAGUUCCUCUCCAAGAGGGCCCCAAAAGUUUUGAUGGGAACACACUGUUGAAUAGGGGACAUGCGAUUAAAAUUAAAUCUGCUUCAUCGUCUGUGGUUGACAAAACCUCUAGGCCACAGGAGUUAAGUUCAGGUAAUCUAAAAGUUGAAGGUGUUUCUCAGAAUUCCUGUGUGGACUGCAGUGUGACAAAUUCAGACAGAGUCCCCGAUUCUUCAGAAGAGUCCCAGAACUCACACACGCCGCCACGGCCAGACCGCUUGCCUCUCGAUAAGACAGGACAUGUGGCAUGGUCAUUUCAUGGACCUGAACACGCCACACCCGUAUCUGACUCAUCCGACGGCAAAUCCCCAGACAACCAUUCUCAGCCUGUAAAGACCGCGAGCUCAGCAGCAGCAGCCUCUCCGGCAGACGCGGACACCCACGAGCGCGUGGACCAUCACAGCAGCUCACCCCUGUUGAGAACGCCCCUCAGCUUUACCAACCCCCUGCACUCUGAUGACUCAGACUCAGAGGACAGGGACUCUGAUGGUGCUGUGACCAAGAACAAGACGAGCAUUUCCACAGCAAGCGCUACCGUCUCUGCUGCCAGCAGUGCUGAGAGCAGCUCCACCAGGAAAGUGUUGCCCAUGUCCAUUGCUAGACAGAACGUGGCAGGAGCUGAAGAAGAUGUUGAUGUUAGUGAAGAGUCGCCUCCUCCCCUACCUGAACGAACACCUGAGUCGUUUGUAUUAGCAAGUGAGCAUACUAUACCUGUGAGACCUGAAUGGAGUGAUCUCCCAUGUCAGGAGUCGGAACAGAGAGGGUCCGAAGACUUGAUGACCUCUGGAAAUGAAAAAUGUGAUGCAGGGGGCCUCCACACAGAGGCGUGCACAGACUCUCCAUCUCCUUUGAGCGACAAGAAAGAUGAAAUAACAGAAAGUCUAACUGAAGGCACAGAUAUUGGUUUUGGCAAUCGCUGUGGAAAACCUAAAGGACCAAGAGAUCCACCUUCAGAAUGGACAUGAUUCAGGGAGUUAAAAGACACUUUAAAUUAUACUGGAAAAUUCAAGUGCCACUGAAAGCCAGAUUUAUAGUAUUCCAUCUUUAAAAUGUGGGACUAACAGCAGUGUAGAUCGUUACCUUAAUGUUGUUGCUGGGACCGUCUACCUGCCUUAUACUACAUUUAGGAAAAAGUAUUACCAAUUGUUUAUUUUGUAACUUCAAGUAUUAUUGCCUUAAUGUCUCUUAACCCUGUUACAAGCUGCUUGUAGACCUGUUAAUAUAGUAAUACUUUUAUGAUAAUUGAGUUAAAGGACUACUCUUUUGCUGUUUUAUCAUGUAUGCAUUAUUUUGUAUAUGUACAGGGCAAGUAGGUAUAUAAUUUGAUAAAGUUGAAGUCAUAAAAUAUUAUUAACAAGAUGUAAGAAUUUCUGCAUGGUCUAAGUCUUUGUGUACCUUAUUUGUAAAUUAUUUGCCCUGAAGUUUUAGAAACAGUUUUGAAUUUUAAAAUUGCUGGUUUCAUGCAGACAGCGCUGCAGGUUAUCAGAGAUCAAAGAUUGUAACAAUAAUGCAUUUUGUAAAUUGUGAGCAAGAAGUUAUUUUUAUAUUAUUACUGUCUAAUUGUUCGUCCUGAUGGGUCUUGUUUUCAUCUAGCCACAGAGAUUCAGUAAGUGCCUUGGAACAAUAUUGAAUUCUCUUAGCUCGUGUGUGUUACUUUAAAUUUUGAAUUCAACUGGGAUUAGAAGACUAUCAGAAUAUAUGUAUGUUUCAGGAUAUUUGACCUAUUAAAAAAACAGUUUUACAGUGCUA